Molecule: messenger RNA, 773 nt
Organism: Wasmannia auropunctata (little fire ant)
Lineage: Eukaryota; Metazoa; Arthropoda; Insecta; Hymenoptera; Formicidae
Gene: NHP2
Product: H/ACA ribonucleoprotein complex subunit 2-like protein
Exons: 3
Coding region: 105-557 (150 amino acids)
Biological process (GO): rRNA pseudouridine synthesis; snRNA pseudouridine synthesis
Cellular component (GO): box H/ACA snoRNP complex
Molecular function (GO): box H/ACA snoRNA binding
Source: RefSeq, a predicted model, not a curated record
UUCUGAUAUUAUAGCGUAUAGCGUUUGAACGAACACGUGUACUGUUUUCUCGCGUGAAGUUGAAAAUAAUAAAAUAUUCACAGAAAAGGCAGGAAGCUAUUAAAAUGGAGAUCGAUGAUAGCAUAGUGAAGGACGAAAAUAUCGAUGCUCCAGAAAUCAGUUAUGAGGAAAAGCUGCGAUUUGUGAACGCUAUUUCCAAACCCAUGGCACCGAAGAAGCUAACCAAAAAAAUUUACAAAUGUAUAAAGAAAGCAUCCAAACAUAAGACGUAUUUACGCAAUGGUUUAAAGGACGUGCAAAAGCAUCUUCGCAAAGGUGAAACGGGUUUGGUCGUCUUUGCUGGAGAUGUACAUCCCAUAGAUAUUAUGUGCCACUUACCGAUUGUAUGUGAAGACAAAAACAUUCCCUAUUGUUUCACUCCGUCGAGAAUGGAUAUCGGUUCAGCAAUGGGCAUGAAGCGUGGCAGUCUUAUGGUACUCAUAAAGGAACAUUCUGACUAUAAAGAUCUCUAUGAUGAAGUUAAAUCCGCGAUGACCACCCUUUCCGUGCCUCUGUAAUCUUCGUAUUUAGACUAAACUUGUAUAUUAUUUGUAAUUUUGUAUAUUGUUUUCAAGUCAAUGUACAAAAUAAAUUUGUUUGUAAUUAAUUAUGGACUAAAUCAAUAGAGCAUAAGACAAAUUGAAAAUCACAUGAAGUAAACAGUAAGUGUUUUUGUCAAGUUAGCACAAUUUAUCUCUCAAUAAUCUAUUUUGUGAUGUAUAUUGUUUGACAAA